Molecule: messenger RNA, 2464 nt
Organism: Ictidomys tridecemlineatus (thirteen-lined ground squirrel)
Lineage: Eukaryota; Metazoa; Chordata; Mammalia; Rodentia; Sciuridae
Gene: Anxa7
Product: annexin A7
Cellular component (GO): cytoplasm; nucleus; vesicle membrane
Molecular function (GO): phosphatidylserine binding; calcium-dependent phospholipid binding; calcium ion binding
Source: RefSeq, a predicted model, not a curated record
UGCCGCCCUCUCGUCCCGGGGGGCGUUCCCGGCCGCGGCGGCGAACCUAACGGGCUCGCGAGGCCGCCGGCUCCCCGCCCUCCCCCGGCCCUCCCCGGCUCCAUCUUGCGCGCGAGCGGGUUGGGCUCCGACGCUGCUCCCGGUCAGAAUGUCAUACCCAGGCUAUCCCCCCACAGGCUACCCACCUUUCCCUGGAUAUCCUCCUGCAGGUCAGGAGUCAUCUUUCCCACCUCCAGGUCAAUAUCCUUAUCCUAGUGGCUUUCCUCCAAUGGGAGGAGGUGCCUACCCACCAGCACCAAGUGGUGGCUACCCAGGAGCUGGAGGCUUCCCUGCAUCUGGAGGUUAUCCAGCCCCUGGAGGCUAUCCUGGUGCCCCACAGCCAGGGGGAACUCCAUCCUAUCCUGGAGUUCCUCCAGGCCAAGGAUAUGGAGCCCCACCCAGUUCAGCGAGCUUUUCUGGUUAUCCACAGCCACCUUCACAGACUUAUGGUGGUGGUCCAGCCCAGGUCCCACUACCUGGUGGCUUUCCUGGAGGACAGAUACCUUCUCAGUAUCCUGGAGGACAAGCUCCUUACCCUAGUCAGAUCAAUACAGAAUCCUUUCCUUCCUAUCCUGUUUUUUCUCCUGUUUCUUUGGAUUAUAGCAGUGAACCUGCAGCAAUGACUCAGGGUACUCAAGGGACCAUUCAACCAGCUGCCAACUUCGAUGCUAUGAGAGAUGCAGAAAUUCUCCGUAAAGCAAUGAAAGGAUUUGGGACAGAUGAGCAGGCAAUUGUGGAUGUUGUGGCCAGUCGUUCCAAUGAUCAGAGGCAAAAAAUUAAAGCAGCUUUUAAGACCAUGUAUGGCAAGGAUUUAAUCAAAGAUCUCAAGUCAGAGUUGAGUGGAAAUAUGGAAGAACUGAUUCUUGCCCUGUUCAUGCCUCCUACAUAUUAUGAUGCCUGGAGUUUACGGAAUGCAAUGCAGGGAGCAGGAACUCAGGAACGAGUAUUGAUAGAGAUUUUGUGCACAAGAACAAAUCAAGAAAUCCGAGACAUUGUCAGAUGUUAUCAAACAGAAUUUGGACGAGACCUUGAAAAGGACAUUAGGUCAGAUACAUCAGGACAUUUUGAACGUUUACUUGUAUCCAUGUGCCAGGGAAAUCGUGAUGAGAAUCAGAGUGUAAACCACCAAAUGGCUCAAGAAGAUGCUCAGCGUCUCUAUCAGGCUGGUGAGGGGAGACUAGGGACAGAUGAAUCUUGCUUUAACAUGAUCCUUGCCACACGAAGCUUUCCUCAGCUGAAAGCUACCAUGGAGGCUUAUUCCAGGAUGUCUAAUCGAGAUUUGUUAAGCAGUGUGGGCCGCGAGUUUUCUGGAUAUGUUGAAAGUGGUUUGAAGACCAUCUUGCAGUGUGCCCUGAACCGUCCUGCCUUCUUUGCUGAGCGGCUGUACUAUUCUAUGAAAGGUGCAGGCACAGAUGACUCCACUCUGGUCAGGAUUGUGGUCUCCCGAAGUGAGAUCGACCUUGUACAAAUAAAAGCGAUGUUCACUCAGAUGUAUCAGAAGACCCUGGGCACAAUGAUUGCAAGUGACACAAGUGGAGAUUACCGAAAGCUGCUUCUGGCUAUUGUGGGUCAGUAGAAGGGAUUUUUUUUUUUUUUAAAGGAAUGAAGCUAUUCAUAGCUCAUCCUUUAGAACAAUGACUGACCCCCAUGCAGCAGUAUCAACUACCGCUUAACCAAAACAGCUUUUUACCAAGGACUGUCAGGGUAAUGUGCUCAGUUUGCACAUGUUGUUGUUGCCUUAAAUCUAAUGUUAUCUUUUCAUUCUGUGUAUAAAGUAAAGCCAUAUCACAAUGAUGUAAUAAUUUUGCAAUGUUUGUAAAGCUUCAUUCUCACUGCUUUUAUUCUAAUCAGGAUUUCAAAUUGAAUAAAAAUCACAGCAAUAUUUACAUGUGUAAUCAUGAGUACAUGUUUUAAAAGAUUUCUCAUUGGACCGGGGACAUAUCUCAGUGUUAUAGCAGUUGCUGGGUAUGUGAGGGCGUGAGUUCAAUCCCCAGUUCUGCAACAACAAAAACUCAUCACCUCAAUCUAGUUAAAAAAAAAAAAAUGAGAAAAUACUAUUUUAUAAAAGUAAUGCUGUUUUGGCUUGACUUCAGAACAUGAUUGUGAUAAAGGAAUAUAAAUAAUGAUGUGUCCACACAACUCACAGCUAGUAAUAACUGGUUAUUUCCCUCCUUCCCUCUGCCUUGUGCAUGCUCAGCAAGUGCUCUACAUCCCUGUCCCUUUAAAAAUAAAUUUAUUUUGAAAUGGUUUUGCCAAGUUGCCAAGUCUGGCUUUGAACUUGUUGUUCUGCCUUAGCUUCUCAACUAUUUGGGAAUGUGGGCAUGUACCACUGUGCUUGGCUUACUUAUUCUUUGUUUUCUAACAUCUUAGUCUUUUCAGCAAAAAUAGGAAAAAAAAAAAAAGAGAGAGACUUUGCUUUAACUAA